Messenger RNA from Phytophthora nicotianae INRA-310, 816 nucleotides. RefSeq lists its product as hypothetical. Bases 1 to 816 code for a protein of 271 amino acids. Lineage: Eukaryota; Oomycota; Peronosporomycetes; Peronosporales; Peronosporaceae. The transcript has 5 exons. The record is from RefSeq and is a predicted model, not a curated record.
AUGCCAGAGAUGCAGGAGCAAGUCAAGCUGAAGGUACAGCUGAGCAACUUAAUUCUCAUGGUCCGGGACCUGGUUGUGAAUCAACAAGAGGGAGGACACACGCGUCGUGAAGACGCAGACGCCGUUCCGGCGAGUGCUGAUCCGCAGCGCGGGAAUCCAGCUGAGACAUGGCCUCCUCCAGCUCUGCUCGACGAGCACGGUGAGCCCCACUAUCAUGUGGAACGCUUUGUGGCGCGGCGUCGUCGCCGGGGUCGUACCCAGUACUUAGUGAAGUGGAAAGGAUAUCCACAUUUGCUGCGGAGCAGCGUGCCGGAAGCAGAAGCGCUACUGCGCGAGCACGAGGCCGAGGCGGCCGUGGUGCUGGACAUUGGUAUGUCGGAAUUUGUUAGCAACGAGGUUGCUGUUUGUCCUGGUGAGGACGGCGCGGAGUGGCGCUCGAGGCAUCGUGGGCAAGGCCCAGAAGAUGCAGAUGUAGUGGCACCUAGAUCACUGAGUGAGGGUUAUGGACCGCAUGGCCCUGAGCCGAGUGUCUCGCGAGAUACUGUUUCCUCUCCGAGAAGCGUUGGUGCUGCUGCACCCGGUGGUGGUGACGGAGCUGGCACUGCACCGCCCUCGUCCGGCCGAGCUCGGUCGCGGAGGGAGAGGAGAGGAAGACGCAGGGCGUCUGUGACGUCUUUGGCGUCGGACGAGGCGUCCAACGUGACGAGCAGUGAGGCUCCACGUGAUUGCUGCGAACAGCUGUACACACUCGUGGACGGAGUGACGGAGGAGGUUGAAGACGACAUCAGCCUUGACUCUCUGCCCGCUGCGGCUUAG